AUGCUGCGCUUCCCGAGAGAGUUUUUCCUCAUUUGCAUUUGCACGGUGUACGCUUUGGCCUUCGCUUCCAUCCGAACUCAAGUGCGCGGCCUCUAUGGCGAGAAUGGUAUCCAACCCGUGGACGUCUAUCUGCGCAGCGUAAAGGUUGGAAACGCAUCAGAAUCGCACGGCGUAUCGACUUUCGAGUGGAUCGCCGAUAAAUUCCCGACGCUCGUAUGGCUACACGAGCCAUUUCAAUGGACCCCGAGCUUCUGCAUGGAGGUGAUUUGUCUCGCAGGAGUCACCAUUGCACUGCUGGGCAUGGUACAGCCGGCAUGGCGUACUACAGGACCCCUGACGCUCUUGUGGAUAUGCUACUUAUCCAUCGUGAAGUGCGGUCAGACGUUCAUGCAGUUCCAAUGGGACUCGUUCCUGCUGGAGAUCGGCGUUCUGGCCGUCCUAAUGGCUCCGUGGUGGCACCGCGGCAAGCCAGAUGACACCUUCGAGACACCAGCAGCCGCCGUGUGGACUCUGCGCUUUCUGUUCUUCAAGUUCAUGCUCAUGUCCGGUGCCGUCAAGAUCCAAUCGCGCUGCCCUACUUGGCUUGGACUCACGGCGUUGGACUUCCACUUCGCCACACAGCCUCUUCCUUUGCCUCUCAGUUGGUACGCGUUGCAAGCUCCGCCGAUCAUCAAUCGUCUAGCUGUAGCAGUCACACUGCUGAUCGAAGGCCCGUGGACAUUCUUCCUAAUCGCGCCUCACCCCACGUUGCGAAGAAUCGGUGCCAUUCAGCAGAUCGUGCUGCAAAUUUCCAUCCUCCUCACGGGAAACUACAAUUUUUUCAACCUGCUGACCAUCAUUUUAGCAGCAGUUCUUCUGGAUAUCGACAAUGGAGCAAAAGAUUGCGGGAGUGAUACGUCAAAUCAACGAAAGUCGUGGAUAACUCGAGUGGAGUCGGCGUGGUACACAUUCCAGACACAUCCACUGGCCGCGAAGGCGAUGCUCGGUUGCGGUCUCUUCUUCUGCGUGUACACGUGGCUGGACGCUUUUGAACUGACGAUUCAGGACAGGAAACAGACCCACAGUUUUCUAGAACUACUGCUAGCUACGAGGAUCCGACUGUUACCAACUGUGGGAGAUAUCCAGGUAUGGCUAGCACUGAUUCUCCCCCGUUGCACGCUGUUCUCCGCUGUCUUGGUUGUGUGUUCGAGCUGUAGGCAAGUUGUGCGUUCCUUCUCACACUCGGGGCACAGUUCUACGACCAGGAAACUACUCGUCCUGCGGCUAAUUUACCUCCUGACAGCAACAGUCGCAAGUUUGUGGGUGUUUACGAGCAGUGUGGUCACUCUUUCGGUGCUGGAUCAGUCGUUCCAGCAGUCGUUGCCUUCGUUUGCUAUCUCCACGUAUUAUUCGACCGAGAAGUACCGUAUCACCAGUGCUUAUGGCUUGUUUCGUACCAUGACUGGCGUGGGAACGGUAAAAAUGGCCAAUGAGCAGCAUGUUUCCGUUGUUGCCCGACCAGAGAUCAUUUUAGAGGGCACAGAAGACGGCGGAUUGACGUGGAAAUCCUAUCAUUUCAAGUACAAGCCCGGCGAUUUGAGUUCCGCUCCGCGGCUGAUAGCUCCAUUCCAGCCUCGACUGGACUGGCAAAUGUGGUUUGCCGCACUGGGUGACUACCACAGCGCUCCGUGGCUCGUGAAUCUCGUGGCUAAGCUUCUUGAAGGCUCUCGUGACGUGAAAGAACUCCUCGAUACGACGCGUGACCCGUUUCCUGAUGCUCCACCGGACGCUAUUCGUGCACAACUCUACUACUAUGACUUUACGAGGUUGAACACGUCGUGGAACCAAGCGCUGCCCACAGCCAAGAUCCUAAACUAUAACGACACGCAGUGGUGGACCAGAACCUUUGUAAAAGAAUACUUGCCAGCUCUGGAACGCGGGAAUCCGUCUCUCACUGCGUUCGUGGAGCAUCAUUGGCCGUCUACUGGUGCCAGGCUCUCAUCUGAGACCAACGAGGCCUCGAAGCUGCGCCAGUGGGUCGAUCGAGGGCUGGGAUGGCUGUGCAACACGUCGUGGUCACCUGUGGGUCUCGCAGCGGGCGGCGUCCUGGCUCAGUCCGGUGUUGCAGCCAUGUUCCGCACUCGUCGUCGUGCAAUGCUGACCAAGUUGAAGAUCCAGUGA
This is a messenger RNA of Phytophthora nicotianae INRA-310, 2160 nucleotides long. RefSeq lists its product as hypothetical. Gene Ontology annotation, biological process: protein maturation. Gene Ontology annotation, cellular component: endoplasmic reticulum membrane. The transcript has 3 exons. Lineage: Eukaryota; Oomycota; Peronosporomycetes; Peronosporales; Peronosporaceae. The record is from RefSeq and is a predicted model, not a curated record. The coding region runs from base 1 to 2160 and encodes 719 amino acids.